GGUCCGAGAUCACCGGCAAGCAAUCGAGAGGCCCAGACGAUGGUGCUUGGCCAGAAGGGUUGAGUGAAGAGAAGGGGAAAGAAGCCCUGCCUCUUCCUCACUUGCGGAGGCAACGUCGUUGAUCGAGGCUUUCUCGAACGGCGUGAGAGAUUGUGAUGGGAGAUGAGGAGACAGAAAGCGAGAGGACGAGCAGAAGGAAAAAAAGAAAGGGAAAGUAGGGCUUCGAUCUUUUAGUUAAUUCUUUCGAGAUCGAAGUCAAACGCGAAACGUGAGGGACACGCGGCGGCCUCAUAUAAGACCUCCGUCUCCAUCCCGAGGUUCUCUGGCGAGAUGACAACCCAGAGCGUAGCGUGUUGACUCUGUGCCAAAUUCAGAAUAUUCGCAGUUCACAUUCCAUCGAGAGGGAGAGAUAGAGAUGAGGAGGAAGGCUUCCUUCUCAUCUGAUCGCGAUGAUCUUCUUCUACUCGGGAGUUCGCUUACAGCAAUCGGACCCCAACAAAAGCAGUCUGCCUUGUGGUCUGUUCUGUUCUGAGGUUCACCUACUCAAGCCGCCAUGGAUGUACAGCUGCGAGAAAGGGAGUCGGUGAGGGUGUUAAGCUUUCUUGAUUCGGCCAAGGUCCAGUGGUACCAUUUCACCGCCAUUAUUGUUGCUGGGAUGGGCUUCUUCACCGACGCCUAUGAUCUCUUCUGCAUCUCACUCAUCACCAAGCUUCUCGGUCGCAUCUAUUACUAUGAGGCCAACCCUGAGCGUCCUGGAUCUCUUCCCCCCAAUGUCGCCUCCGCCGUCAACGGGGUGGCCCUCUGCGGCACCCUCUUCGGCCAGCUCUUCUUCGGCUGGCUUGGUGACAAGAUGGGGAGGAAGAGGGUGUAUGGUCUCACCCUCAUCCUCAUGUUCGUCUGCUCUAUUGCCUCUGGUCUGUCGUUCACCACAAACCCCAAGGGCGUGAUGACCACCCUCUGCUUCUUUCGUUUCUGGCUGGGAUUCGGCAUCGGCGGCGACUACCCUCUGUCUGCUACCAUCAUGUCUGAGUAUGCCAAUAAGGCUACCAGAGGGGCGUUCAUCGCUGCUGUCUUUGCGAUGCAGGGAUUCGGCAUCCUUGCCGGAGGGAUCAUCUCCAUCAUCGUCUCCGCAGGGUUUAUGAACAAGUAUCCUGCACCCUCCUACAAAGAAGAUAUGAAGGGGUCGACUGUGGAAGAGGCGGAUUAUGUGUGGAGGAUCAUCCUCAUGUUUGGAGCGCUACCUGCGGCUCUUACGUACUACUGGCGAAUGAAGAUGCCGGAGACGGCCAGGUUUACAGCUCUGGUGGAACUGAAUGAAACUAAAGCUGAAGAAGACAUGAAGAAAGUUUUGCAUCUGUCGUUUAUCGUCCCCAGAGAGGAUUUGGAGCGAAAUCAGGACAAGGCAAGGCAGGUCCGGACAAUGGAGAGAUUCGGCCUCUUUAGCCGAGAGUUCGCCUGGCGCUACGGCAAGUGCCUCCUCGGCACCACUUCCACCUGGUUCUUCCUCGAUAUUGGCUUCUACAGCCAAAACCUCUUCCAGAAGGACAUAUUAUCCGCCAUCGGCUGGAUACCUGCUGCCAAGACCAUGAACGCUAUCGAGGAGGUGUUCAAGAUUUCACGAGCUCAGACACUCAUUGCCCUCUGCUCCACCGUUCCCGGCUACUGGUUAACGGUGUUGCUUAUCGAUGUCAUCGGCCGUGUGGCCAUACAACUGAUCGGUUUCUUCUUCAUGACGGUAGGCAUGUUCGUCCUCGCCGUCCCUUACGACAUGUGGACGACGAAGUCACACCGCAUCGGUUUUGUGGUCAUGUACGCUUUCACCUUCUUCUUUGCCAACUUUGGCCCUAACACGACCACCUUCGUUGUUCCCGCUGAGAUCUUCCCGGCGAGGCUGAGGACAACCUGCCACGGCAUCUCGGCGGCUGCCGGUAAAGCGGGCGCCAUCAUCGGCGCGUUCGGGUUUCUCUACGCUGCUCAGAGCAAGGACCCGGCCCAGACGGAUCCUGGAUAUCCACCGGGCAUAGGAGUGAGGAACGCUCUGCUUGUGCUGGGAGUGACUAAUGCUGUUGGCUUCUUUUGUACCUUCCUGAUUGAAGAGUCCAACGGCAAGUCCCUCGAGGAGAUGUCGGGGGAGGUCGGGGAGGGUGCCGAUUCUGCUGAGAGCUAUCGCCUUGAUCAACCGGUUUUCAACGAUUCUGCAGCUUCUGCUGACAGCUAUCGCCUUGAUCAGCCGGUUUUCUAGCUAUAUAUAUAUAUAUAUAUAUAUAUAUAUAUAUAUAGAGGUUUGAUCGACUGCAAAUUUGUGGUCUGAUGUCACAACUUGUGUAUGUGUGCAUACUAGUUUGGUUGGACUUGCUUUUUACCUUUACUGGCUUGCUUCGUA
Molecule: messenger RNA, 2383 nt
Organism: Nymphaea colorata (pocket water lily)
Lineage: Eukaryota; Viridiplantae; Streptophyta; Magnoliopsida; Nymphaeales; Nymphaeaceae
Product: low affinity inorganic phosphate transporter 1-like
Exons: 1
Coding region: 554-2242 (562 amino acids)
Biological process (GO): phosphate ion transport; transmembrane transport
Cellular component (GO): membrane
Molecular function (GO): phosphate transmembrane transporter activity
Source: RefSeq, a predicted model, not a curated record